AUGAACGGACGUACCUAUUUUGCCUCGUCCAGCGAAGACGAGUUCCCUGAUCUGGACGUAAUCUUCCAGAGGAGUAAACAGAUCAAGCGCCAGGCGAAAACACCGCAACAGGAGCCUGUUAUCGACAGCUAUGAUCUUCCGAGACGCACCGGGAAAACGACCGAACCAAGAAAAAGUGAGGGAGAUGAGCUCGAUUUGAAGAAGCAGAAGCAGAACAAUUCGAAACCCUCGUCGACAGCGCGGCGUCGCAGGCUUGGCCAGCAAUCGGACAACCCGCUUCUGAAGCGAUUCGGGACCUGUCGAGCGAACGAGGGACAAAAUGUGCUGGAGGUCAAGACACAGACGAAGAGAACAACUAGCGUAAAGGUGCGUGAGCUGCGAGCUCGGGACCAGGUCACAUCACCGGCGAAGCCCCUUGUCGAGGCAACGGAAGAAUGCUCAGAAGAUAGCACCAAUGACGCGACCGAGAUCACCGAGGCUGAUAUCUCAGAAUUUUUUUACGACGCCCUCUCUGAGAUUGAGGAUGAUGACGACACGCCAUCCCAAUUUGACCGAGAAGAGCCAGCUCCCAAAAGUCGCCCCCGGGCGGUUCGAAGUGAGGAGGGCAGCUCAAAGGCAAAAGAUCUUCUAGCGUCCAGAAGCACACCAGAUGCCGAGAUGCUAAAACCAAAGCCUUUCAGCGGCGACAGACCUCGGCGAGGAGCUUCAAGCAAGGAGAGCAGUGUCGACAAAACCUUGGUCAGGGGAAAGACAUGGCCAAAGUCGACUGUGAUCGACUUGACAGACGACGUGACCGACUCCCUGCGUCGCCUUGAUCUUGACAGUACACGGUCAAGGAAACAAGACACGAAGAACAAAAGCAGAGACGCCCCGCAGGCAACACCGCCAUCAACACCGCCCAAGUUGACUAGCAAAACUUUGCUCUCCCCCAAGAAGCUUCCUGCCAUCCCAAAGACCCCCCACGGACCCAGCAUGGACCUGUUCUGGAGCCAAGAGUUUGUUGACGAAUGGAACGAGGAGCACUCCCCGAAAAAGCUCAUACUGCCACCCGCGCAGAAGAGCCCAACGAAGAGCGCUGCAAAAGCCAAAACGAACAAAACAGAAGCAGCGAAGCAGAAAGAAACGAAGAAGUCGUUUGAGAAGACGAAACACGACUUGGCACAGGCAUUCUUGCGUGAACUUGACGACAACAUCACGCAGGGCAAGCUACAGUCCCUGGCUGAAUCCACAGGAGGAGUUCAGAUUAAGUGGUCAGCCAAGCUCAACACCACCGCUGGUAGAGCGAACUGGCGACGGGAGACUGUUCGCAAAGUAGCCGAUGGCAUCGAACAGUCCGUUACUCAUCGUCACCACGCCUCUAUCGAGCUUGCCGAGAAGGUUAUCGACGACGAGAACCGUCUUCUCAACGUCGUCGCCCACGAGUUCUGUCAUCUGGCAAACUUCAUGGUCAACGGCAUCACAGGCAAUCCGCAUGGCAAAGAAUUCAAGAUCUGGGCGGCCAAAUGCUCGCAAACCUUUGGAGACAGGGGCAUCGAGGUCACGACCAAGCACUCGUACGAAAUCGACUUCAAGUACAUAUGGGAGUGUGCCGAGUGUGGGUUGGAAUACAAACGUCACUCCAAAAGCAUCAAUCCGGAGCGCCACCGAUGCGGCUCCUGCAAGGCUCAGCUGAAGCAGACAAAACCCGAGCCACGAGCAGCGGCGAAGCCAUCCGAAUACCAACAAUUCUUGAAAGAGCAGAUGAAGAUAGUCAAGCAAGAGCACCCUAAAAGCCCGCAAAAGGAGGUCAUGAAGAUCAUCGCCGAUCGAUGGGCGAAGCGAGGUGGGAGCAAUCGUGCAACCCCUGAGACGGAAAGCGCGGAGGCGAGUAUUGAUAACGUCGGAGCUCGCCUCAAUAGUAUCAAGCUCUGA
Messenger RNA from Colletotrichum chrysophilum, 1911 nucleotides. RefSeq lists its product as uncharacterized. The coding region runs from base 1 to 1911 and encodes 636 amino acids. The transcript has 2 exons. Gene Ontology annotation, cellular component: nucleus. NCBI's taxonomy places the organism in Eukaryota, Fungi, Ascomycota, Sordariomycetes, Glomerellales, Glomerellaceae. The record is from RefSeq and is a predicted model, not a curated record.